GGCGCGCAGCGUGCUGAGUUUGAAAACUGUGGCGUUUGUUGAGCUGCAGCGAGAGGAACCGGCUUUAAACCGUCCACCACCAUGCUGAGAAACGAUGAGCUUCCGGAGCUGCAGUGCACGGUGGCGGUGGAGCGUGUGAGCGCCUCCUCCGGUCACGCAUUGAAGCGACGUGUCGCGCGCUCCGCCGCAGUCCUGCUGGGCCGAGACGAGCACGAGGAGCUGGUGCUGCGCAUCCACGACCGUUCCAAAGGUCACACUGAGAGCUUCAUGCUGAGAGACUUCCAGCUCUUCACCCGCUUCGCCAAAGACGGGAAGUGCACGGUGAAGCUGGAGCCGGACGGCACUCAGGUGCUGAUUUCAGACUGCCCACCUGACCGCCUGAGCGGCUUCCUCAGGACCCUGCGCAUAAAGCACGAGGCCUCACGAGACCGGAAGCCCGUCAGCGACCGGGUCAGGCUGAAGGCCACGCUUCCACGCUCCUUCAACACCAUCAGCCCCCUGCAGCAGAAGGACGUGCAGAAAGCAAACGAGCUGAGGAGCAAAGUCAACGCUCCCCUGCAGCUGAAGGGUCUCUCUGUGAGAUCCGGCCUCAGUAACAAAGCUGGAGGAUCUUUGCAGGUCAAAAGACCCAGAGCCGACUGUGAUACCAGCCCGGUAAAAGCUCUCCACCCCAACAAAAAGCCUGUUCUGACUCUGCCUGUGGCGAGAAAGCUCAGCAAAGAACAAGCUGCAGUUCUUGACGCUGUUUUAAGUGGAAAGAACAUCUUUUUCACUGGAAGUGCAGGUACAGGGAAGUCUUUCCUGUUGAAGAGGAUUGUGGGAUCUCUGCCUCCGAAAAGCACGUACGCUACAGCCAGCACAGGAGUCGCUGCGUGUCACAUAGGAGGAACGACGCUGCACAGUUUUGCAGGUAUCGGUUCUGGUUCGGCUCCUCUGGAGCAGUGUCUGGAGCUGGCCCAGCGGCCCGGUGUCCUGCAGCACUGGACCGGCUGUAAACAUCUCAUCAUCGAUGAAGUCUCCAUGGUGGAGGCCCAGUUCUUUGACAAGCUUGAAGCCAUUGCCAGGUCCAUUCGAAGGUCCACUGAGCCGUUUGGAGGGAUCCAGCUGAUCGUUUGUGGAGAUUUUCUCCAGCUUCCUCCAGUUACUAAAGGAAAAGAGAAACCCAGCUUCUGUUUCCAGGCGAGGAGCUGGAGGAAGUGCAUCCACGCCAACAUGGAGCUGACCGAGGUUCGCCGGCAGACUGACCGCGCCUUCAUUUCACUCCUGCAGGCGGUCCGAGUGGGCAGAGUCACGGAGGAAGUCACCACCCAGCUCCUGAAAAGCGCCAAUAACCGCAUCGAAAGAGACGGUAUCCUGGCAACCCGGCUGUGCACACACAAGGACGACGUGGAGCUCACUAAUGAGAACAAACUCAAGCAGUUACCAGGACCCUUGCGAGUGUUUGAGGCAGUGGACAGUGACCCCAUGCUGGUGAAAACUAUUGAUGCUCAGAGUCCGGUGGGGGCAGUGCUGCAGCUUAAAGUCGGAGCACAGGUCAUGCUCACAAAGAAUCUGGACGUGCAGAGGGGGCUGGUGAACGGAGCCAGAGGUGUUGUGGUCGACUUCUUACCUGGAAACCAAGGCCUCCCCCGUGUGCGGUUCCUGUGUGGGGCGGUGGAGGUGAUGAAACGCGAGCGCUGGAUGUUUAAGGCGGGGGGAGGAAUUUAUCUCAGCCGCCAGCAGCUUCCUCUAAAACUGGCCUGGGCUAUCUCCAUCCACAAGAGUCAGGGUAUGACUCUGGACUGUGUGGAGAUCUCUCUGGCGCGAGUGUUUGAGAGCGGGCAGGCGUACGUGGCGCUGUCUCGAGCCCGGAGUCUGGAGGGUCUACGCGUGAUGGACUUCGACCCCAGAGUGGUCCAGGCCAAUCAGGACGUCCUGCAGUUCUACAGGAAGCUGAGGAAGGAGAGGAUGCUCCUGCAGUCUUCCAUGAGUGACUUUGUGGGGAAGAGCAAUAAGGAGAACGAGGCUUGGUGAGGAAACUUCUUCACGACCUCACGUACGACAGUGCACCGUGUGCAUGAGCUGAAGGAAGAGCAGUACUGUAAUUUUUUGCUUUUUAUAUAUAUAUAUUUUUUUAAUUAAUUUAUCAUGGCUUUACUUCAUUUCUGAAAGCAGUAAAAUGUUGUGAAAGUGUCUACAUUUGUUUUAAAUGCUGUUUUAAAUGCUUUUUAUUUAAUAAAAUAUUUUUUUAAGUA
Astyanax mexicanus (Mexican tetra) is the source of this 2234-nucleotide messenger RNA. It is a transcript of the gene pif1, whose product is annotated as PIF1 5'-to-3' DNA helicase homolog (S. cerevisiae). The record is from RefSeq and is a predicted model, not a curated record. Gene Ontology annotation, molecular function: DNA helicase activity; ATP hydrolysis activity. The transcript has 13 exons. Bases 82 to 2013 code for a protein of 643 amino acids. Gene Ontology annotation, biological process: DNA repair; telomere maintenance. NCBI's taxonomy places the organism in Eukaryota, Metazoa, Chordata, Actinopteri, Characiformes, Acestrorhamphidae.